Lolium rigidum is the source of this 378-nucleotide messenger RNA. RefSeq lists its product as uncharacterized. Gene Ontology annotation, molecular function: proton transmembrane transporter activity. NCBI's taxonomy places the organism in Eukaryota, Viridiplantae, Streptophyta, Magnoliopsida, Poales, Poaceae. Gene Ontology annotation, biological process: proton motive force-driven ATP synthesis. The coding region runs from base 1 to 378 and encodes 125 amino acids. The record is from RefSeq and is a predicted model, not a curated record. The transcript has 3 exons.
AUGGCGACUCUGGGGCCGAAGGUGGCGCAGCUGCAGUCCAAGGCGUGCGAGGCGACGAGGUUCGCGGCCAAGCAGGGGUCCGCCUACCACAGGUCGCUCAUGGAGAGGAACAAGCAGUACGUCGUCGACCCGCCCACCGUCGAGAAGUGCCGGGAGCUCUCCAAGCAGCUCUUCUACACCCGCCUCGCCAGCCUUCCUGGCCGUUACGAGUCUUUCUGGAAAGAAGUUGAUGGCGCAAAGCUCUUGCUGACAAACAGAAAGAACCUGAAGGUUGAGGAUUUGGGGGUUGCUGCGUUGUUUGGCAUUGAGUUGUAUGCAUGGCUUUGCACCGGUGAGAUCAUAGGUAGAGGAUUUACCCUCACUGGGUACGAUGUCUGA